CGCUUCUUCCAGCCAAUCAAUCUUGGGCAUGACCUUCUAGUGCUUGGAUAACCGACAACACGACUGGUUGCUCGCCGUCUCCAUCCGGUCCACUAAGCCCCCCUAUGGGCCUGCCUUACUCAUGGUCACAGUACCCAGCUGCUUGGUUUAUACAAAGCCAUGCAGAACCCAAAACUAGCUGCCGGAUUCUCGCCCUCUUGGAGAGUGCAAGAUAACCCUCUCAUUCCCCAGAAGAGCGCGGCCUCCAACGGUCAUGAUCUAGGGAUCCGCAGGCGCAACCCACUGGCGUGUGAGGCAUGUUACAAAAAAAAGAUCAGAUGCGAGGUUGAAGGGUCCAAUGCAACAUGUAUACAAUGUCUGCGUCGCAAUACAGCCUGCAAAUUCACCUCGAGAAAAGAGAAAAGAGAAGACCUGAAAAGGACGCACUAUGUAAGAACUCUGGAAAAUCGAGUUCGACAGACAGAGUCCAUCCUCAGAGCCGCCGGUCUUUUUAGCGAUGACCUAAUGAGCCUAGAUGAUGAGCCCAGUGAGGAAGAUGAAGAUAAAAAGGUCGACUCCCGAAGUGACUCCGAGGAAGAGUCGAUCUCUCCCUAUUUUAGUCCCCGUGAGGUCUCUAGUAGGCGUAGUUCUGCGGUCUUGACCUCGCCUGGCUCGAGGGACUCUGAUCACCCCCAGUUCCGUGCGCCAACCGGGGGAGACGCGGGUAAUAGAUCGGAUGCAGCAGACGCCCGUCAGUCCAUUGGCCCGAGCAAUUUAUCCAGUGUCCCUGAAGGCGGGUGCUCGACAUCGCAAGUCUGUGCUCACACCCAUGCUCCCGUGUUCAAGAUGGAUAGCCGCGAGGACUCGAGGUACUACGGUCGGUCCUCCUUCUUAUCCAUAUUAUCGCGGGAGGCACUUGAGUGGAUUCAGAGCAAGACGGGCGAAGCCAAGCCUCUCAGCGUCGUAUUCUCCGAUUCGAGUCGAGACAAUGCCUGGGAUGCCUGGCGACCGGAGGUAUUCCAUGACCUGUUUGCCUCACAGGUGUUUAAGCCGCUGCCCCCGAGAGCAGAGGUCUUUACCCUGCUGCGCGAUUAUUUUCGCACGGUAAACCGCCUAUUUCCGCUUUACCAUGAGCCGACAUUCAUGCAGCUCGUGGAGUGGCAAUACACCCAACAAACGUGCGAUGACGCUGCCCGGUGGGCUAGCAUCAAUAUCAUUCUCUCUUUAGCUUACGAGUACCGAUUCUCCAACUGCCAGAAGUCAGAGAAAGAUAGGGAACGGGCGUGGCUCUACUAUAAGAACGCAAUGUCUGUCUUCGCAGAGCUUUCUCUGCGACGAACUGACCUCCUAAGCGUGCAGGCCCUUCUAGGCAUGGCAUUCUUUCUUCGUGGGAAUUCCGGGACCCAGUCGGCAUUACCGAUCAUCACGGCAGCCAUGCGGAUUUGCCAGCGGAUGGGCCUACAUCGCGACAUUCCAAGACCUUACCUCACCCCGGUGGAGCAGGAGCAGCGAAGGAGGGUAUUCUGGAUCGCCUAUAUCCUCGACCAAAGUUCAUGUGUUCGAUCAGGAAGCGCCCCGGCCCAGCAUUACGAAGACUUUGACGUCGAUUUCCCUGCCGAGAACUCUGGGGAUGCCUUUGUGAAAGCUCGCGACAGCUCGUUUUUCCGCCAGCUUUGCCAGCUCACCUUGAUCAAGAGUCGAGUGUUCAGCAAACUGUAUUCGGCCAAAGCCUUAGAAAACAAGGCGCCCGAGGAGAUCUACGACAACAUUCGGGAAUUACACGAAGAGCUUGAGGAAUGGAAGCGCGUCAAUUCAUUCGAAUUUCGAAUGAAGCAAAGAGGUGCUGGUGAGGACUUCCUGAUAGGAUUUGCUUCGGCAGGACUGCAAUUCGUCUAUUACAAUACCAUGAUUAUGAUCCAUCGUCUGCCUCUGAUGAUUCAGUUCGCGUCGGCGCACUACAUCGCAAAAGGGGACCCUCCUCCGAUGGAUCACGAUUUAAUCAUGCGAGAGGCAACUGCAUCUUCUGCGGUUUGUGUCCAAGCCGCACGAGACACAGUGAGACUAGUCAACAACCUUCCAUGGGGAGAUAUUGCCUGGAUAUGGUCCCUAUUGUACUACAUCUUUUUGGCAGUGAUGAACAUCUUCGUGAGUAUUCUACGAGAGCCACACGACGAGAAAGCCAAAGACGAUCUACAAUCCCUUAACAUGGCGGCGACGUUCUUCGCAACUCUCAUCCCAGGCGACGGGCCUUGUCACUACGCGCGAUUCAUGACGAAGAUGUGUGCCAAUUUCGAGCGUGUAGCCCGGGCUGUCCUCGAGCGAACCCAGAAGGCUGUCAAGCCGGAAACCAAACGCCACAGCGCGUCUCGCACAAACAGCACCUCCACCAAACCCACGCGUUCCACAUCCCCUAACCCCUCUCACACAACCACCCAUCACAAGUCCCACUCAAACCCACCCUCGUCAUCCCCUGUCUACUCCAUGAACAUCGACAUCCCAAACCUCGAAGGUCUCCCCCCGGUCAACUCCUCCGGCUACGUCAUCCCCGACAACCUAAGUCCCAGUCCAACACCAGAACCAACCCUCUCCCUCCCUGCCACAACCAUCCCCACGCAGCCGCUCUCUCAACCCCCUCCUCCCUCCCAACCCUACAAUACCACAACAACGUCAACAACCCCCUACAACCUUCAAAGCACCUUCUUCCCGAUAACAGUCAACAGCGAUGGCUUCAACUUCUCUCAGCCCGAACUCUGGCAAAUCCCCUUAACAGCAGACUGGGAAAUCACACCACAAGCCCUAGGCAACCUCUUCGGGCCCGACCUGAACUACAUCUUCCCAGAGCAAAUGGGCACAACCGGCGGUAACGGCUUUCAACCUCAGCCUCAACCUCAACACCAGCCCCAACUCCCCACCCAACCAAUGGCAAUGGCACCAGCGCCCAUGGAGUUCGCCUAUGGCGGUCCCAUGCCCCAAACGCAGAAUCCGAAUCAAACUCGGACCCGCAAUCAGCAGCACACCGGGACGGGACAGCAAAUGCAACUUAAUGGAAUGUGGAUGAACGGGACGACGUAUUCGAAUCCCUAUAACUUCCAGCCUUGAAUAAUCACCUUCCUAUCCUAUCCAGCCAGGCUGAUUUGUUGAAAUGAAUGGGGCAAGAAAUUUACAUACCACAUACCACAUACCUUGCAAGCAUGACUGACGACUGACUACAUACAUAUCUAAUUAUCUAUAUCUUCUCGGAUGGAUGGAUGGAUGGAGGGAGGGAGGGAUGGAUAAAUGGACUAUUGUAAUGAAAGAAACC
Messenger RNA from Aspergillus sclerotioniger CBS 115572, 3280 nucleotides. Its product is annotated as transcription factor domain-containing protein. Gene Ontology annotation, molecular function: DNA-binding transcription factor activity, RNA polymerase II-specific; DNA binding; zinc ion binding. Gene Ontology annotation, biological process: regulation of DNA-templated transcription; DNA-templated transcription. The record is from RefSeq and is a predicted model, not a curated record. The transcript is spliced from 6 exons. Bases 160 to 3078 code for a protein of 972 amino acids. NCBI's taxonomy places the organism in Eukaryota, Fungi, Ascomycota, Eurotiomycetes, Eurotiales, Aspergillaceae.